CGGGCAACUCGUACACGAGAUUCCACUGCUGGCAAUAACUGUGGUGACGAGGAGCGUGGUGGGGGCAAAUAUUGUUUUUGGUAGUCGAACUAUUGACGCGUAUAUGAUUAGUAUAACAUAUUCACCAAUCAACUGGUAGCACAAUGGACACGACACUUGCGUGAUUGCUCAUCUAUACAGAAGUAAAAUGACAGUCGGGGACUUGGUGCCGGUAGGUAAUACGUCCAAGUCAAUAUCAUACUGAUUCAUGCAUCCACUUCCAAAUCAUGACCAGAGAGUUACGCUGGCUGUCUUCUAAAUUCUGGUCUUCCAGGGCCGCGGUGGUCACGCUGGUGUGCACCAAUUUGUUGCCCAGCUCACGGACACUAUUCUCCAAUUUAUUGAGGAUUAAUUUGACAGCGUGCAACGACAGUUUUGAUCGCUCGGUCGGUGGGAGGUUUUUGAGGACAAACUUUGCAGCUGCUUUUAACUUCUCUUUGCCUUUGGGUUAAGCUGAUCUUGUGUGAAUGAGAAGUUGUCCCUUAAUCUAUUGUGUGCUUCGUUGACCAGCGUGCGGCGCUCGAGUUUCAAGAUGUCAGUGCGGUUUGUCUUAACAUCCUCCUUGAGCUCCUCAAUCUGCCCCUCCAACUCAUUGUUCUUCUUCUGAAGAACUUCGACAUCUUGUUUAAGAAUUCUGUUUUCUCUGUUCACCUGAAAUAAUAUUCAGUUACUCAAAUUGGCGUAAUGUCGAGACACACCGCUUGAAUUGUGGAAUUCUGCACCGUUACACGGUUAUUUACAAGGCCCAAUUCAUAUAUGAUAUCAUCUAAUGUGAGCGGCAUGGUAUUUGUGUGAUGUGUCUGCAAGUAUCGUGAUAAUUAAGAUGGAAUGUGCAGG
Molecule: messenger RNA, 876 nt
Organism: Suillus fuscotomentosus
Lineage: Eukaryota; Fungi; Basidiomycota; Agaricomycetes; Boletales; Suillaceae
Exons: 2
Coding region: 267-491 (74 amino acids)
Source: RefSeq, a predicted model, not a curated record